AUGACACAAAUCAGAAGAGAUGGUCCAAAACCUCGCCACCAAAACGAUUAUGCUUUCAAACACAACAAGGCUUCUAAAUUAACUGCUAAAAUUCUUUCUACUCCGAAUGUUGGACUUUGUAAAAGAUGUCACGACAUUAUUGAAUGGAAGAAAGCUUACAGAAAGUAUAAACCACUAACACAACCAAGAAGAUGUAAUGUUUGUCAACAAAAAACUAUCACACUGGCCUAUCACGUUAUCUGUGAUGCUUGUGCCAAAAAACAGAAAAAAUGUGCCAAAUGUUGUGAGUCGUAUGAUGAUAAGUUAGUUGGUGAUGAACAAUUGGCAGAUGAAAUUCAAAGUUUGGAAGAGUUGGAAAGACAAAUGAGUACAAUGAGUCUUAGAAAACAACAUAAUAUUAUGAGAGAAGCAGAAAAAUUGGCUGAAGAAGAUAGAAAAAAGGAUGCUAAGGAUGGUAAUGGCCUCGAUAAUGAUGAUAGUGAUGGUGACAGCGAUGACGAGUUUUCCGAUGAUGAAUAAUUGAUGAAUUUUAAUGAUCAUCACAACCUCACUCAUCAUAUCCUCCUUUCAUUGAAAACAGGUCAUACGUGAGACGGCAGAACAUGUAAAACAACUUGAAGAUUUACAACGAGAUUGACAUAAAGUUGACUUGAAUUUAAUUUAUAAACUAUUUUCAAUAUUUGCAAAGAGAGUAUCUAGAUCAGAAAUAUCGUGCUCUUCAAUUAAGUCUGAUUGAAUAUCGAAGAGUGGUGGUAAAUUGUUGAUGGAUUCAAUUAUUUCCUCGCCGUGCUGAAAAUCAAUAAGAGUAUCACCACAGAAUUCUUCGUCUGAAUUCAGUAUUUUGAGUUCAGUAGCUUCUUCAAUGAGAUUGUUAUCAAUAGAAUGAAGAGAUUGUUCAUUAGAAGACAGGGUCAAUUCUGACACCAUGGAAAAGUCAUUCAAUAAUUCAUCAAUUUCAUUAAAAUUGAGAUCGACGUUCUGUUGAAUUGAAGGAGUGUUUGGAAGGAAAUGAUCUUCUGUGACAUUUUCUUGCUGAGUGGGAAAUAGGAGUGAAUAAAUUAAACCAUGAUCUUCUCUC
Molecule: messenger RNA, 1078 nt
Organism: Naegleria gruberi
Lineage: Eukaryota; Heterolobosea; Eutetramitea; Acrasida; Naegleriidae
Exons: 2
Coding region: 1-519 (172 amino acids)
Source: RefSeq, a predicted model, not a curated record